UUAUUUUGACCGCAAGCUCGUACGGACAUUAUAUAUUAGUAGAUUACCGUCGUUGUGUAUAUUCGUGGUCCGCGAUGGUAAUACGUACGGCAUAACAUUAACACGUUACAUUAAAGCGUAUGGACUUUUUACCGAUUUCUCGACGAAACAAAAAAAAAUGAAUAACAAAAAGCAUAUUGAUACAUUUCUCGUAUAAAAUGUGGAUACAUUCAACGACAUGGAUAUCGACAGCAUACCGGAAAAGCGUAAUGACAAAUCGUCGUCAAGAUGUCCGGACGUACACGGACUGUAUGAAUAUGUUUCGAAAACCAAUUUAUUUCUGUUGAGUUGCAUAGCCGCAGCAUUUUCUUUGAUAUCCUAUUUGGCUGCAUUUUCGUGUGAAAUUUCGUGGAUACUAGAAGCUCAUGGUGACCUACCAACCACAGCCUAUUUAUUGUGUUCUGGUUACUUUACAUUAUUCGUUGCCUCAACAAUUUUAAUACAUGGACUAGCAACGGGACUCUCAUGGGGCCUGUUUAGUUGGUCUGUGAUGAUCGGGUGCUUAGCAAUACCAGAACUAUGUCUAGUUAUGAUUUUAACCACUCAAUUCUGGGGUCUUCAAUCUAAUCAUGGACUAACAGAACUAAUUGGAUACAUUGUUCGUUUAAUAAUCAAUUGUUUAGCUCUACUCUGCGUCAUACCAACUGGGUUGCAAUGGCGACGGGAACGACAAGUUCUGAACCAAUUGGAGGGACUCGCUUCGCGACUACAGCUUAGUACACCAGCACCUAGUUCUCCCGAUACAACUGUAUCCAAUCAAUUCAAUCGGAAGAAAAGUGGUAGUCGUUUGUCUAAGCGUAGCAGAAGAGGUAGUGGUGUCGAUAAUGGAGCAUACAUUGUUCAUGAGAACGAACUACCAUUUGGGUAUUCGUAUGGCGUACAUGGAUCACAAAAUGAAUUCAAUGCCAGCAUAUUUGGCUUGGAUCCUUCUAGUCAUAUCGAUCCAUACGGACAAUCGCAGACACAACCGUUCAAUACUAAACGAACGCAGUCUCUAUUAGAUUUGCGAACUGUAUUGCCGCCACCAAAGGAAUACUUUUAUCAGCACCGGUUACAUGAUCAAGUCGAUGGGAGACAAAACCAUUUCAACAAUUUCACGCCAAACAGUCGACAGUAUUCGAACAGUAAACUUGAUAAAGCCUCAGAUCCAAUUUACUACUCAAUAUCGAUGGACGAAAAGUGUUCCAAAUUGGGCAGGAAUUGUGUGUCGUUACAGAAUUUAGAUGAAUUAACAUUCAAAAAUGACUUAUCAUCCUACGGAAACAAUUUGCUGCAAAACUACAAUGCUCAUCGUAUGUACCCACCACAGCAACAACAAUAUCUUCCGCCCAUUCACACUGGAUACCAUCCUGUACAUAAUUACUUUCCGUAUUGGUAUCCGUUUUCUGGAUACGCACCAGUUAACGUUAAUCAGUUUAAUCCCUAUGUUAAUAGGAUGAGUAAACAAUCGCUGGGUAACGAAUCUGACGAUUAUCGAAAAUAUAGAGACGUUGCACUGUGAUGCAAUCGCAAUGCUGUCGCUUUAUUGUUAUUAUGGGGAAUUGCAAUUCAGUAUUUUGAUUUUAGGUUCUAUUUUGGUCUGUUUAUGAAAAAUUAUGUUAAGAAGAUGUAAAAACCAGCAAAUUAUUUCUAUUUAAGAAGAUUAAUGGAAAAAAUCUGCGACCAAUGUUACAAAUAUGUUCAAUAAAGAGAUUGAAACUUUUUAAUGUUGUUCCAGUAUUUAAUUCACCAC
Molecule: messenger RNA, 1771 nt
Organism: Bradysia coprophila
Lineage: Eukaryota; Metazoa; Arthropoda; Insecta; Diptera; Sciaridae
Gene: Rcd6
Product: Reduction in Cnn dots 6
Source: RefSeq, a predicted model, not a curated record